This is a messenger RNA of Dacryopinax primogenitus, 495 nucleotides long. RefSeq lists its product as uncharacterized. Bases 1 to 495 code for a protein of 164 amino acids. NCBI's taxonomy places the organism in Eukaryota, Fungi, Basidiomycota, Dacrymycetes, Dacrymycetales, Dacrymycetaceae. The record is from RefSeq and is a predicted model, not a curated record. The transcript is spliced from 2 exons.
AUGUCCCAAAACGACACCCUCCUCGUAGCGCAAGGCACCGACGUUUACUCCGGUGUCCGGAAUCCCACUUCGAACCCCUCCGACCCACUAUCAGAAAACUUCGUCACAGACCCCACGGCUUCCAAGGCCGGAGCAGGGGCGGACCCGAGGAUCGAUUAUGGGGAAACGGCUAGGAGGGGAAUGAGAGUCGGCCAAGGGGUCGUGGAGCAGCGACCGGGGAUAAUCGAGAGUACGAAUAUUGACCCGUUGAAUGAGAAUUCCAAUAAGGACGAUGGCUGGGCGAACGUUCCCCCUGCUGGUGGGAAGACAACGACCAGUUCCCUGGCGCAGCAGGCAGCGUCUUACCUCCCCACGACGGGGCAAGUCCAGGAAUUCGCCCAGAACGCGGUAAAUGCCGCUGCUGGAGCGGGCAAGUUCGCGUACGGUCAUGUGACAGGCGACGACCAACUCAAGACGGAGGGGAGGAAGGAGGUGAAGGAUAACACGGGGUAUUGA